AUGCGCGGUAGUGGUUCAGUUAAUUCAAAUAUGAUUACGUCAUGUGUUGGAUUACCACAGACAAUUACAUCGAAUCGGGAUGAAUAUAAUCAAAAUCCUUAUGUAGGGAAAGAUUUCUAUGAAGAUGAAAAUUAUCGUUCAGCACUCGACUUACUUAAUGGAGGUAAGUUUCUUGAUAUUCUUUUGUUUGUAACUUUAAAAAAUGAAAUUUCGAAAAAUACAUAUCCAAUUAUGUUUUUAAAAUUUAUACAAUCCAAUAUUAAAAAGGUUAAAAAAGUAUAG
Messenger RNA from Didymodactylos carnosus, 282 nucleotides. The record is from the annotation of a GenBank genome assembly. NCBI's taxonomy places the organism in Eukaryota, Metazoa, Rotifera, Eurotatoria, Philodinida, Philodinidae.